Perognathus longimembris pacificus (Pacific pocket mouse) is the source of this 2219-nucleotide messenger RNA. RefSeq names its product SRY-box transcription factor 9 (gene Sox9). Gene Ontology annotation, molecular function: RNA polymerase II cis-regulatory region sequence-specific DNA binding; DNA-binding transcription factor activity, RNA polymerase II-specific. Bases 383 to 1912 code for a protein of 509 amino acids. The record is from RefSeq and is a predicted model, not a curated record. NCBI's taxonomy places the organism in Eukaryota, Metazoa, Chordata, Mammalia, Rodentia, Heteromyidae. The transcript has 4 exons. Gene Ontology annotation, biological process: chondrocyte differentiation; morphogenesis of an epithelium; oligodendrocyte differentiation. Gene Ontology annotation, cellular component: nucleus.
CGCAACCGCCUGGAAACUUCAGCAGCGCGAUCCUUUGGGCCAGUUUCACUCCGGGAACUUUUUCAGUGCAGGAGGAGAAGAGAAAGGGGGUGCAAUUGCCCCACUUUUACUCUCUUCUUCCCCUCCUCCUCUCCAAUUCGCCUUCCCCGGUUUGGAGCGGGCAGCUGCCGAUCGGCCACCCCCAGAGCCUUGCCAAGUAGCCUCCUCGCCGCCGCCGCCGCCGCCGCCACCAGUUGCCGCGCGCCAGCUUCCCGGGGAAGCCACUCGCUCCGCGGCCAGCGUCCCGGGCAGCCGAGGGGAGGGGAGCCCGCGCCUCGAGUCUCCGAGCCGCUGCGGCUUCUCGCCUUUCCCGGCCACCCGACCCCCUGCCCCGGGCCCGCGUAUGAAUCUCCUGGACCCCUUCAUGAAGAUGACCGAAGAGCAGGAGAAGGGCCUGUCCGGUGCCCCCAGCCCCACCAUGUCCGAGGAUUCGGCGGGCUCGCCCUGUCCCUCGGGCUCCGGCUCUGACACGGAGAACACGCGGCCCCAGGAGAACACGUUCCCCAAAGGCGAGCCGGACCUGAAGAAGGAGAGCGAGGAGGACAAGUUCCCCGUGUGCAUCCGCGAGGCGGUCAGCCAGGUGCUCAAAGGCUACGACUGGACGCUGGUGCCCAUGCCCGUGCGCGUCAACGGCUCCAGCAAGAACAAGCCCCACGUCAAGCGGCCCAUGAACGCCUUCAUGGUGUGGGCGCAGGCGGCGCGCAGGAAGCUGGCCGACCAGUACCCGCACCUGCACAACGCCGAGCUCAGCAAGACCCUGGGCAAGCUCUGGAGACUGCUCAACGAGAGCGAGAAGCGGCCUUUCGUGGAGGAGGCGGAGCGGCUGCGGGUGCAGCACAAGAAGGACCACCCGGAUUACAAGUACCAACCCCGGCGGAGGAAGUCGGUGAAGAACGGGCAGGCGGAGGCGGAGGAGGCCACGGAGCAGACACACAUCUCCCCCAACGCCAUCUUCAAGGCGCUGCAGGCCGACUCGCCGCACUCCUCGUCGGGCAUGAGCGAGGUGCACUCUCCCGGCGAGCAUUCCGGACAAUCGCAGGGCCCUCCCACCCCACCCACCACUCCCAAAACCGACGUGCAGCCGGGCAAAGCCGACCUGAAGCGAGAAGGGCGCCCGCUGCCCGAGGGGGGCCGGCAGCCCCCCAUCGACUUCCGCGACGUGGACAUCGGGGAGCUCAGCAGCGACGUCAUCUCCAACAUCGAGACCUUCGACGUCAACGAAUUUGACCAGUACCUGCCCCCCAACGGCCACCCGGGGGUGCCGGCCACGCACGGCGGCCAGCCGCAGGUCACCUACACCGGCAGCUACGGGAUCAGCAGCACGGCGGCCAGCCCCGCCGGCGCGGGGGGCCACGUGUGGAUGUCCAAGCAGCCGGCCCCCCCUCCGCAGCCUCCGCAGGCCCCGCAGGCGCCCCCGGCGCCCCCGCAGCCGCAGCCGGCGCCCCCGCAGCCCGCGCCCCCUCCUCCCCCGGCGCCGGCGCACACGCUGACCACGCUGACCAGCGAGCCCGGCCAGUCCCAGCGAACGCACAUCAAGACGGAGCAGCUGAGCCCCAGCCACUACAGCGACCAGCAGCAGCACUCGCCGCAGCAGAUCGCCUACAGCCCCUUCAACCUCCCGCACUACAGCCCCUCCUACCCGCCCAUCACCCGCUCGCAGUACGACUACUCCGACCACCAGAACUCGGGCUCCUACUACAGCCACGCGGCCGGCCAGGGCUCGGGUCUCUACUCCACCUUCACCUACAUGAACCCGGCGCAGCGUCCCAUGUACACCCCCAUCGCCGACACCUCCGGGGUCCCCUCCAUCCCGCAGACCCACAGCCCCCAGCACUGGGAACAACCCGUCUACACACAGCUCACCCGACCCUGAGCGGGUGACCCCACCCACCGGAGACCUGGAACGCCCAAGCCAACAGGGUCCAGAGGAUCCAUGAUCAAAAGAACCGAAGAAAUAGUCAAGAAAAAAAAAAUUAAUAAUAAUAACAACCAACCAGAAUUGCCUUUUGGACGUAGGUUUGUUUCCUGUUCCUUUAUUCCGUAAAAGACCUGUAAGCUAAAGGCGCACCUCGUAACUCAAGAUUCCAAGACCUGACUUGUAUCCCAAUACAGUAGCGACUUGUUGCAGAUCUGUGGCCGGUUGGUGAGGCCCUCUCUCCCUCUCUCUCUCUCUCUCUCUU